AUGGCCUCACCACAAACCGUCUACCUCGCCGUCAGCCAAGCGCACACCCUCUCCAGCACCCCGGAGACACUCCAGGCUUUGUCACAGCAGUGUCGGCAAGCAGCCAAGCAGACUCCAUCCCCCGAUCUGAUUCUCUUUCCGGAAGCUUACAUUGGGGGCUAUCCUCGUGGGGCGACCUUUGGAGCCAAGGUGGGAUCUCGGGACGAUGAAGGCAGAGAACAAUACCUGAACUACUUCAAGGAUGCGGACGGGAGUGGAAGUGGAGUCCGAAGGGGCGAUGGAGUCCGCGAGGAGCUGGAACUAGUGGCUCGCGAGACGGGUAUCUUCAUCGUCACUGGAUUGGUCGAGAGGGCUGGAGGUACUCUGUACUGUGCGGUAGUCUAUGUGUGUCCCAAGUUGGGAGUGAUUGGCAAGCGGAGAAAGGUCAUGCCGACAGGAAGUGAGCGUCUGGUUUGGGGCCAGGGUCAGCCUUCCUCGCUCCGUGCGGUGACAACCACCAUUAAAGGUGUGAAACUCACCUUGGCAGCUGCAAUCUGCUGGGAAAACUACAUGCCGCUAUUGAGACAUUCUCUCUACAGCCAGAACGUCAACCUCUAUCUGGCACCUACAGCUGAUCAGCGCGACGCUUGGGCCCCUCUUAUGAGAACCAUUGCCUGCGAGGGCAGAUGUUUCGUUUUGAGUGCCAACCAAUGCCACAGAAAGAAGGACCAGCCUGCCUGGGUUUACGGGGAAAAGUCUGAAAGUGAGGAGUUUGCCACCAGAGGGGGCUCUUGCAUCGUAGCCCCGAGCGGAGAUAUGCUUAAGGGGCCGCUCUGGGAGGAGGUAGACGGCAUGAUGAUGGUGGGGGUGGAUUUUGAUGAUUGUCUGAGAUACAGAUUGGAUUCAGAUGCUGCUGGAAGUUAUUCGAGGAACGACUCGUUUAAGUUGAUUGUCAAUGGACUUGAUAUCAGCCCCCCUCUGUAA
Molecule: messenger RNA, 963 nt
Organism: Aspergillus niger
Lineage: Eukaryota; Fungi; Ascomycota; Eurotiomycetes; Eurotiales; Aspergillaceae
Exons: 5
Coding region: 1-963 (320 amino acids)
Molecular function (GO): catalytic activity
Source: RefSeq, a predicted model, not a curated record